UUGUGGCAACUCUCUGUCUCACUCUCUCUCUCAGGUGGUUCCAGAGGGUGUCGCAAUAAAUGGCAGAAGCCCUGUCCAGAUGGUAGAGGAAACCUAUACGGCAGAGGAGGAGGAGGGUCACAUACCUCCCACACACCCCCAGACACACCCUCACACACACCCUCCCCACGCCCACACUCUCACCCCAAUCCUAGAUGGCCGACCAGCAGUACUUAUCAAGAGAGAGCCUGGCCUGGAGGACACCAACGAUGCACUUCUUCUGCAACACCACUACUCUUCAUCUGGGACUUUUCACAAUGGUGCUGAUGAAACCAACGGUGCUCCAGUGUCACCAGAUUCCCAAAAAACUACAAGACAAUUAGAGUCCCAAAGGACUACAAAGACCACAUACCCCAAAGGCAGCUCUGAGCCCAAUGAUGCACUUCCGGAUGACACCAUGGCCAUUCCUCUGAAGAAGAUCAAGUUGGAGGAGCCGUGGGUGUGGUCUACGGACCAGUGCUCCACCCUACUAGGGGGCAAUGAUGACGAUGUCUAUGUGGACGCUCUGUCCACACUAGCAGCAGUUGUGUGUUUCUCUAUCACAGACAGGAAGGGACUGGAGGACAAGCUGUUUAGCUCCCGUUCCCCGGUGCUACACUCGUUAAAAACAGAGCCGGAGGACUUUAAGGUAGACCUUCUCCUGAAAAGCACUCCCAUCAGUCCACGGAAAGCUCUUGACAUUAUUGUCAAACGAGAGCAACCCUCUCCAGAUCUCUCUCUGCCAAGCAUCCAGUCGUUGGUGCAAGAGAGGAAUAUUAGCAGUGACCAAGCUAUCGCUAUCGAGGCGCUAACCCUACUGGCAUCUAUCCCCCAAAACCCCCCCGAACCAUUUAGAAUGGACGCACAUGGUCAAAACCCCACCACACCUUCCAUGCACUUAUCCAGUAGAAACACCUCUCUCCAGGAUGUCAAACCCCCUACAGGUUUCCUCCCCAACAAAGUUCUAGUCAUCAGCUCCCCUCUGCACCAGACCUCAGUCAUACGCUCCCCUCUGCACCAGACCUCAGUCAUCAGGUCCCCGGUGGCCAGACAGAGUCUUGUCAUCCAGUGUCAUUCCCGUAGUCCCGCAGCCACUGGCAAGCUGUCCCUACAGAACCUGCUAGAAGCCAGCUCGGACUGUGGCAGACUUCCCUACGACAGCACCGAGAGAGCAGGACAACACCUGUACAGCAGAGCAGAAGACCUUGGUUCUCACCAUAACAGGUCCGAAGGCACUUUCAGAGAGCGGAAAGACAUGGAGAGGAAUAGUAAGGAAACAACAGAGAGGACGGUGGGUAAGAGCGGGAGGAACAGGGAUGAGGAAGAGGUGGCGGCUCAACUGGCCGAGUUGGCAUUCAUCAUCCAAUCACGUCACAAGCAGCAGGGUUUCCAACCCUCCCAGCACUCUGAGAACAACCCUCCCAGAGGAACGCCAGUCUCGGCCAUCAAGUACAACUACAAUUCCCAGCAUGCACCACCCAACAACAAGAAAAUCCCUGUGAGGAAACCAAGGUCCACGCCUUCCAAACCUAGGAAGAAGAAGGGGAUGGAGGGGGUUGAAGAGGAGGGCUACAAACCCAAUGGCAAGACCCCCCACAGAGCCAGGGUCCAGAAGGUUCUGCCCCAGCCGAAGACAUUGUCGCUCAGCCACAAGAGGAGCCUGUUCCUGCCUCAGACUCAAAUGGAUCUAAAGAGAUACCUGGCUGAGGCUCAGGAGGAACAACGGCAGCUCUUUUACUACAGCAACAGCCACAGUGGGGUCAAAUACCACAAAACAUCUGGAGCCAUCGAUCGUGGUCACAGUUAUGGUCAUGACAACCAACAGUGGUCGCAUUUGAACGGUCACCACAAUGGUCCUCUGARCGGUCACCUGGACCCUUUACAAGGACAAGGAGUUGGACAGGGACAUGAGUGUGAAAGACAAUUGUAUUCUCAGGUAUCGCCACCCUACGUUUGGCAGCAGCACGGUGCUAACCUAAAGGCUAGCUCCACCAACCCCAGUUUUACCAGUUUAGACUCUAACAACCACAGAACCGGGUUGAACCAUAGUUUACCCAACGGCUACUCCUCUGGGGGUCAACGGCAGGGGUAUUACAAGGUGGAGAGGUCCGGUCCGGUCACCAUCUUGUCCACGUCAACUGACGGCGCUUUGGACCUAUCUGAGGAGUUGACGCCAACCAAACACAACGUAAACAGCUUCCUGGAAUCGCCCCUCAUAUUCCUGGACACGCCCACUAAGAACCUGCUCAACACCCCCUCUAAGAAACUCUCUGAGAUCCCCUCCUGUGGCUGCAUGGAGCAAAUCAUAGAGAAGGAGGAGGGUCCGUACUACACUCAUCUUGGUGCUGGACCCAGUGUGUCAGCCGUCAGAGAGAUGAUGGAGAACAGGUAUGGAGAGAAAGGGAAGGCAGUAAGGCUGGAGGUGGUGGUGUACACUGGGAAAGAAGGACGCAGUUCCCAGGGUUGUCCCAUCGCCAAGUGGGUGAUCCGUCGGGGCAGUGAGGAGGAGAAGCUGCUGUGUCUGGUGAGACACCGGGCAGGGCACCGCUGUGAGAGUGCCGUGGUGGUGAUCCUCAUCCUGGCAUGGGAGGGCAUCCCCCGGGGGGUGGCAGACAGUCUGUACCAAGAACUCACCCAGACCCUCUGUAAAUACGGCUCGCCCACCAGUCGACGCUGCGCCCUCAACGAGGAUCGGACGUGUGCGUGCCAGGGUUUGGACCCAGACUCUUGUGGCGCCUCGUUCUCCUUCGGCUGCUCCUGGAGUAUGUACUUCAACGGCUGCAAGUUCGCCCGCAGCAAGAUCCCCAGAAAGUACCGCCUGCUGGGAGACAUGCCACAGGAGGAGGAGAAGCUGGAGAAUCGGCUGCAGAACCUGGCUACAGACCUGGGUCCUGUCUACCAGAGACUGGCCCCGGAGGCUUUCCAAAACCAGGUGGAUCAGGAGCAGGCGGGCCAGGACUGCAGGCUGGGUCGGAGGGCGGGCCGACCUUUCUCCGGGGUCACGGCAUGUGUGGAUUUCUGUGCCCACGCUCACAAAGACACACACAACAUGAACAAUGGCAGCACUGUGGUUUGCACUUUAACCAAGGAGGACAACCGUGCGGUGCGUAACGUCCCUGAGGACGAACAGCUCCACGUCUUGCCCCUUUAUAAGAUCUCACAGAGGGAUGAGUUUGGCAGUGCCGAUGGCCAGUGGGCCAAGAUCCAGACUGGGGCCCUGCAGGUGCUCUCAGCCUUCCCCAGAGAGGUGCGUCUGCUGGCUGAGCCGGUGAAAUCAGCCCGUAAGAGGAAGCAGGAGGCCAAGCUGAAGGCCCAGGCUGACAAACAAGCUGCAGCUCAGAACAGGAAGCCUGGACAAAGUCCACUAACCCCGGGCAAGGUCAAGACUGCCAAUAAAGGUUUGAAAAGUGCUUCUUCAGCAGAUCAGUCCCCCUUGUUCAAAAGAGAGCCUCAGUCCUUCAGCUCUUACAGACCAGGAAAUGUGGGUGCGUAUGUACCAGACUCUAACUCCCCUAGCGCUUACAACCACAGCACCCCCACCUACCCCACACCUCCUGGAAGAUCCACACCAGGGAUGGAGGCUCUUUCCCCCCAUCACCCCGGCCUGCCUACCCCCCAGUACAGAGGGCUACCAGGGACCCAGAGCAAUGGUUCCCCAUUCCAUUACAAGACAAUGGAAGAGGCUGUGGCUGUGAAUGGUUACUCCCCAGGACUCAGCAGAAAGCAGCUGGUGGACCCUGAGACGUGUCGGACCCCCCCAGGAAUGCCCCAGGGUGGCGACUACCCCCCCAGGAUUUUUAAAACAGAGCCCAACGAGGUGCACUGCUCCCCUCUCCUCAGACCCCCUCACAGCCACAGCACUCCUCCUCCCUCCUCCUCCACCCACACCCACCCAGAGGGCUUCCACAGCAGACUCAAUGGGCUCCUCAGGGCGGAGGGGGAGCUGGGAGUCAAGGACGGGGUUAGAGGUCAUGUAGGUCAUGUUAUUCCUCACAGUGCCCCCCAUCCUCCUCAUCAGGCCCCUCCCCCUCUCUUCCCCAACCCAAAAGAGGUCAAACAGGAACAGGAAGAGGUGUGGUCGGACAGCGAGCACAACUUCCUGGACAGUGACAUCGGCGGGGUGGCGGUGGCUCCMUCCCACGGUUCCAUCCUGAUCGAAUGCGCCCGCCGAGAGCUCCAUGCCACCACCCCCAUCCUCCGGCCCGACCGCAGCCACCCCACCCGCAUCUCCCUGGUCUUCUACCAGCACAAGUCCCUCAAUGAGCCCGACCACGGCUUGCACAUGUGGGAGGCCAAGAAGGCCCGGAGGGAGCGGGAGAGAGAGGAGGAGGCUGAGAGGCUGGGGAUGGGCCUAGACCUGGAAGAGGUUAGCCCGGUCAAGGGGAAGAGGGGGAAUGGGGCCGGCGGUGAGAGUGUGGAGCCUGAGGAGGUAGAGGAGGAGGGCCCGGAGGAGAAGAAGGGUGUGUUGACGGUUCCUACCCGGAAGGCGGUGACUGUCCCGCGGGAUGGGGUGGUCACUGUUUCCCCUUAUGCUCUGACACAGGUCACGGGCCCUUACAACCGCUGGACAUGAGAUGAUACUGUUAUGUACACACACACACAGACACAUACGACAAAUACAUUUCAACACACACCACCAUACACACACACACACCACCCUGUGCUACUGCCUUACCUCAAUCAACAUUACACUUCUAGUCUCGUUAGGUGUUUUUUCAUUGUGUUACUUUUUCUAAUGUAUGUCUGUUUAUUUUUGUUUCUCUUUGUCUCUGCUUUUAAAGUGAUGAGGAAGACUAUCGUUUGUUGGGUUUUAACUGUGAGUUUUGGUAUUUGAUGAUAAAACAUUUUGGUCUGGUUUUUCAUGUAAAGAGAUGGUGCUCAGAACCAAUUUUUUUAACUGGUUUUAUAUAGGAAUUGAUUAAUAAGAACAAACAAGAUGUGAUUAUUUAUUCUGAUUAUUUUUGUAUAUUUUUUGGUGCAAGGCUAUUUACUGCAAUUUUACUGUCAACCAGCAUUUUACACUAGUAAACACUCAUGUUAAGUCUCUGUGGUCUUUGUUUCAACCAAGAGUGCUCUUUUCACAAGAUGAGUUUUAUCAAUGAUUGAUUUAUAUAAAGGUGCCAUUUGUAGCAGCAACUUUUGAUAAACAGACCACAUAUUACACAUUUGACACAGUAUGUAGUUUUAUGUGAAAAUAAUGAACACAUGUAGCAUGGUGCUUUUCCUUCCCUUCCCCGUUCCUCUAUUGGUGGUCAUGAAGGAACAGUACUUCCCCGUUCCUCUAUUGGUGGUCAUGAAGGAACAGUACUUCCCCGUUCCUCUAUUGGUGGUCAUGAAGGAACAGUACUUCCCCGUUCCUCUAUUGGUGGUCAUGAAGGAACAGUACUUCCCCGUUCCUCUAUUGGUGGUCAUGAAGGAACAGUACUACCUUCGUUUUUGUUUUGGUCUGGAUAGUUUUAGUCUUUUUGUUCAGUGUAUAUGAUGACAUAUUGAAAAAGCACUUUUUUAUUUUUCAUAACUUGAAAAAGGUCCUGUUCCAAUAUGUACAGAUCGAGAGAUAUAUCAGACAGCUUGUGUGAAACCUCUUCUCCUCUUUAUUCAGUAGUUCUGUGUUUAUUUGUUGUUGUUUUUUUGUCGUAGAAUGAUAAAUUACAUAUCAGUCUCACACAAAACCAAGCUUAAUUAUGAAAUGCUGCAUAUAAAGAUUGUCAGAUUACGGUGCUUAUUGUCAACCGCACUUGAUUUAUAUGAAUCUGGAUAAUCAUGUUUGUUCACUGUCUGGACUUCUAGAGUGUUUUAAAUAGGACAUGUUUUUAUACAGACAUAGCUAAAAAGACCACAUAAAACCUGUUUAAAUGGUGACUAUAUUACUGUAUAUUUGUUACUGGUGCUAACAAGAUCUGUACCCUCUUUUUAACUGACUAGGGCAUUGAUUGACAGUUAUUUUUUUCCAUAUGCUGGUUAUAAAUACAUUAUACAAGUGGAUACCAAACCAAUCAAACCCCUUUGUUGUUUCUCAUUGCCUCCUCUUCAAUUUUUGGGAGACGCUGCUCUGACAAAAUAACACACUCCUCAGAUCGUUGCACCUCCUCAGAUCGUUGCAUCAUCAUAAAUUGUAGGCUUAUCAYGUAUUGAGUCAGACAGUAGACCUCUACAGAUUAUAAACCUUCUUCUGAUAGGGGCAAACAUUUUGAGUAGUAAUUCAUGCUCACAUUAGUCAAUCAUAACCAUGUAAUAAUAGGCCCAUUCACUAAUACUCAGUGCUUUGCUGGGGUAGGAGCAAACUGGAGCUGAAUACCGGCACCUCAAAUGUUCAACAGCUUGAGCUCCUGUUCCUCUUAUAGACUAUUAGAUCAAAAGUAUUGUGGAGCUCYUACAAAAUACAUAUUAACAGUACCGGCACCCAAAAGAGGUACCGACACCUAGUGCAGUCCAAGUCAAGCACUGCUACUAAUGUAAUGGAUUAGGUAUCUGUUGUAUUGAUCUGUCUUAGCAUAUGCUGAAUCUAAAUCAGCUCAACGCAGAUAAACAUUUCACUGGUGCUUUCAUUUUAGUAAUACACAGAGCUGGAAAUGUUUGUUUGUUUGGUUUUUGUCAUCUUUUUUUUCUGUUGUUUUUCUCUUUGUUUCUCAGGUGUGAGUGAGGUUGUUAAUUUACCUAGUCUUCAACCCAACUAGGGCAUUACCCAGGCUUCAACCCAACUAGGGCAAACACAGUCUCCUAAAAAACUCUGUCUUCCAAUAAUGUCUUUAACAGAUUCACAAAGUCAAACCAUAUACUUAGACCUUUCCUAAGAGAUAAGUAUGUUGACACAUAGAUUGAAUACAUUUUAUACAAAGUAGAAAAGUAUAUACAGUACAUAUAUAGUCUAUUACAUUAUAUUGAAUGUAGGCCGUUGCAAGUUACUGAUGUGGUAGAAAACAGUCACUUUAAAAUGUUUCCACCUUUACAUAAGACAGUUUGUAAGAAAAAUAUGAUCCUGUAAACUUUUGUAAUUGCUUCACUUGAAGAUUUCUCGGAUCUUCCUUUAUGUGUGACUUGAAAAAUGUAACUUACAUCAAGGAGGAAAAACUAGCACCAGCAUUUAAAACUCAAGGUUUUUAUUGGAAUAAAACUAUAUAAAAUACACAUGUGAAACUGACUGUUUUUACUGUACUAUUCAUGGUUUGUAGAUAACGAGCAGUCUUGCUAUUUUGAAAUUGAUUGCCAAAAUUACUGUACAUAACUGAAAGGUGUGUAUAUCAAUUUGACAGACUUGAAAAAAAUACUAAAUUCAGCAUUCCUGUCAAUGGCUGCCCUCUGGUGAUUUUGAAAUAAAGAUGUAUUUAUAUUUUGGA
This is a messenger RNA of Salvelinus sp. IW2-2015, 7355 nucleotides long. Its product is annotated as methylcytosine dioxygenase TET3-like. Gene Ontology annotation, cellular component: nucleus. Gene Ontology annotation, biological process: positive regulation of transcription by RNA polymerase II. The record is from RefSeq and is a predicted model, not a curated record. Lineage: Eukaryota; Metazoa; Chordata; Actinopteri; Salmoniformes; Salmonidae. Gene Ontology annotation, molecular function: DNA 5-methylcytosine dioxygenase activity.